Brachypodium distachyon (stiff brome) is the source of this 1631-nucleotide messenger RNA. RefSeq names its product CBS domain-containing protein CBSX6. Bases 148 to 1380 code for a protein of 410 amino acids. Lineage: Eukaryota; Viridiplantae; Streptophyta; Magnoliopsida; Poales; Poaceae. The record is from RefSeq and is a predicted model, not a curated record. The transcript is spliced from 2 exons.
GUUGUUUACCCCUGCAGGUUAACCUGCCUUGGUAGAGACACGUGCCGCCGGCGCCUGGAUCCUCUCGCUCCCGGGCCGGGGUUCGAUUCCGUCGAGGAAGAAAGGGAAACGCACGAACGGUACGGAAGGAACCAAGCGGAUCGACCGAUGGGCCACGUGGUGUUCCUCCGCGCGGCGGCCGCGGACCUGACGGCGGGGAAGCCGGCGCUGGUGGGCGUCCCAGCGUCGGCGCCGCUCUCGGCGGCCGCGGCCGCCAUCCCGGCGUCGCCCGAGGCCGCCGUGGCCGUCUGGCGCGACGGCGCGUCGCCGCUGGCACCCCCCGCCGCCACCGUGCUCGGCCUGCUCACCUCGCUCGACGUCGUCGCCUUCCUCGCCUCCUCCCGCGCCAGGGGGGGAGGCGACGCCGCCGCCGCCGCAGCGGCAUUGGACACGCCCGCCGGCGACGUCGUCCCGCGGGAGCAGGCGCUCGUCCGCGAGGUCGGGCCCGACGCAAGGUUGAUAGAGAUAGUGGAGCUGAUGAAGCAGGGGGCGAAGGGUGUCCUCGUGCGCAAGAACCUCACGGAAGGUUGCACCGUCAGCAGCAAGCAGCCCUUCACGCCGUUCUACAAAGCUGUGCCGAAGAUCACCGGAACACAGCGCGCCGGCACAGGACAGACGAUCAGGAGGUCGCCAUCUUCGUCCAUGUUUGGCUGCGACAAGUACUGCUGCCUGACCAGGGAAGACAUCGUCCGUUUCCUCAUCAACUGCCUCGGUGCCCUCGCGCCGAUCCCGUUGCAGUCGAUCUCCUCGCUUGGAGCCAUCAGCCGUAGCUACUGCCAUGUCGAGGCCCCCUCGCAAGCCAUCGAGGCCGUCUGGAAGAUGCCUUCCGACCCGCGUGCGGUCGCUGUUGUGCAGACGAACCACGAUGGGUCACACGUCAUUCUUGGUGAGAUAUCGGCUCACAAGCUGUGGAAGCGUGACUAUGUGGCUUCUGCGGAUGCGAUGACUAGGCAAUCCGCCCUACAAUUCGCCACCGGCAUCGACGACGAGAAUGGAGCAGCACUGGGUGCCACUCAUGGCAUCCGGGCCGGUGCACGGCUAGGGGAGGAGGUGGAGAAUGACAUCUUGCCUUCCCCAAGGUCGAUGAGAUUCAGCAGCAGGAGAAUUGGGUUCUCGGCGAGCCUUGCGAGCCAGUCGGUGCCGAGCCACGGGAAGAACAUGUUGCUGACCUGCAAGACUACAAGCUCGCUCGCGGCAGUGAUGGCGCAGAUGCUGGCGCACAGGGCAACACACCUUUGGGUCACCGAAAGCAACGACAAAGAGGAAGCCGUCUUGGUUGGCAUGGUUGGGUACAUGGAGAUCUUCAAUGCAGUCACCAGCAGUGUUGUUCCUCCGGCUUGAUCGGCUGCAUGCAGAUCCAUUUCGGCGCCUAGCAAAAUUUUGGUAGUUGGAUGGUGUUUUGGAUGCACUGUUUUCUUGAUCGAUUCGUAUUUAGACUGAGAAGGGAGAAGAAGUGGUACAAGGUUGCAGCAAAGCUAUUGGCUGCAAGCCCGACUCCUGAUUGGGUCACUAAUGUACUAGGGUUUAGAAAUAGUAUGUUAGCAAUUUGUUAACUGUUUCAAUGUUUUUAUACGUAGUCUGUUCUUUCUCAA